This is a messenger RNA of Bactrocera latifrons, 1330 nucleotides long. It is a transcript of the gene Yippee, whose product is annotated as protein yippee. The record is from RefSeq and is a predicted model, not a curated record. NCBI's taxonomy places the organism in Eukaryota, Metazoa, Arthropoda, Insecta, Diptera, Tephritidae. The transcript is spliced from 4 exons. Bases 434 to 796 code for a protein of 120 amino acids.
AUUUAUAUAUUUAAAACAAAAGUUAAACAAUUAAUGUGCCAAUUACGAUAUCCUCUCUACCGGCAACUCUUUAUUCAAUUGCAGCUAACUUCAAAAAUAUUUACCGUUCAUUUAUUGUCUAAACAAGAGAAAAGAAAUAGUCAAAAUAAAUUGCAAUUGCACUUGAAAAUUACGACACAGAAAGAGGAAAAAAUAUCAAGAAAGUCGAGUAUAUAAUUGAAACGUAGUAGAAAUUAAUCAAAGUCACGCGAUAAAAGCAUUAAGCACUACGACUUGUAAAACGAAAACACUCAUUUGUGAAAUCAACAGUACUUGUGAAUUUGUGUGAAGAAAAUUUUGACAAUAUUUUUGUGGUUAAACAAAUAAUAUAUUCCACAGAAACCAUUGUAAUAGAACACAAUAAAAACAAAAAUUGUUGUAACAUAAACUAAAUAUGGGCCGCGUUUUCCUCGAGCAUAUUGGCGGCUCGAAACUGUUCAAUUGCGCACAGUGCCAGACAAAUCUUACCAAUCGCAGUCAAUUGAUAAGUACCAGAUUUACGGGUGCAACGGGUCGUGCAUAUCUGUUUAAGCGAGUGGUUAACCUGACAUUUAGUAAUGUCCAAGAGCGGGUUAUGCUUACGGGUCGACAUAUGGUACGCGAUGUAAUGUGUAAAAGUUGCGAUGCCAAAUUAGGCUGGAUGUAUGAAUACGCUACCGAAGAUGCACAAAAAUACAAAGAAGGACGCGUGAUUUUGGAGUACGCAUUGAUAAGUGAGACUGAGGGUUUUCAGGGUGAAAGCGGCUCUAUUCAUUGAAAAACAUUAAUAUUAGUGAAUUUUCAUUCAUUUUUCAUCUCGUACGAAGUCUACAUCGAGUCAGGUGCUCAGUCAGUUCUGCCAAGAGAAAGCAUUCUUAGUUAAUAAUACUUUUCUUUAGUAUUCAGCAGUUACCAAAAGUUACAUGUGAAUUAAGUUAGUGUUUACAUUGUCAAUUGAUCACAAUACGGUAAAAUCUCGGUAUUUAUUUUUAUUAUUUUAAGUGCGUAAAAAACAUAUAUGAAAUAUUGCACAUAUCUUUUAAUUUUCUAAAAUAAAUCCCGUUUUUUUCCUUAUGUUAAGUUCCUCGCGUUGGCAAUUUGUCUGUAUCCUAAUAUUAUCAUAAUUCUUAAGAUAUUAUUAAACAAUUAAAUAUAUUACAUAUAUACACUGCGCAUUCUCUUAAGAUUUCGAAUAGUAAUUUAAAUCUUUUAUAUUAUAUGAAAUAUUAAGAAAAUAAAAAUGCCAAAUAAGCAGUGUAAAAUCCAUGUGCCCGCUUAUCAGGGCAAUGAACUCCGGCGUACAUCGUCGCAA